Sinocyclocheilus rhinocerous is the source of this 2509-nucleotide messenger RNA. RefSeq names its product kinesin-associated protein 3-like. Lineage: Eukaryota; Metazoa; Chordata; Actinopteri; Cypriniformes; Cyprinidae. The record is from RefSeq and is a predicted model, not a curated record. Gene Ontology annotation, cellular component: axoneme; ciliary transition zone; kinesin II complex. The transcript is spliced from 19 exons. The coding region runs from base 140 to 2320 and encodes 726 amino acids. Gene Ontology annotation, molecular function: kinesin binding. Gene Ontology annotation, biological process: microtubule-based movement; cilium organization.
UCAUCAGAUGUGAUAGCGGAUCAGUGGAGAAGUGCGGUGCGGAUGAGAGAUGCUUUGAUUCGCCUUCAUGUCAACAGCCUGAACAGCAAACCAAACCAAACCAAACCGACGUCUCGUGCUUUCACAUGAACGGAAUAAAAUGCAGCCGGACGAGUCGCAGUAUUUGCAACGGAACUGUAGGACUGGUGAUAUAGAUGUGCAUCCAACAGAAAAGGCUCUAGUGGUGUACUAUGAAGUGGAAGCAUCCAUUUUAGGAGAGACAUGCAAUGCCAGGCAUGAGGAGAAGAAAGAGUGCCAGAAAAUCAUCCGGCUGAGGAGUCUGAAUGCCAGCACUGAUAUUUCCGCCCUGGCCGGGAAGGUGGUGGAAGAGUGUAAAGUCAUUCAUCCAUCAAAGCUGGCGGAGGUGGAACAUCUGCUGCUGUAUUUACAGAACCGAAAGAAGCCCAGCAGUAAAUUGGAGAAAAAGGAAAAGAAACCAUCGAAACCCAGAGAACUUCUGCCAUUUGAAGGAAUGGAAAUUGAUGAGGAGGCCAACAUUAAUAAAAUCGAUGAUUACAUUGAGCUGUUGUAUGAGAGCAUCCCUGAGAAGAUUAGAGGCUCCACUCUGAUCCUGCAUCUGGCUCAUAUCCCUGAUAACCUGGAGGAGCUCCUACAUAAUGAGAUUGUUCUUGGAGCUCUGGCCCGGGUACUGAGAGAGGACUGGAAGCACAGUGUGGAGCUAGCAACUACUAUCGUCGACAUCUUCUUCUGCUUCUCAAGUUUCUCACAGUUCCAUGGACUCAUUACGCACUAUAAGAUUGGCGCACUGUGCAUGAACAUCAUCGAGCAUGAGCUGAAGAAAUAUGACCUGUGGCAGGAUGAGUUAGAGAAGAAGAGCAAGGCUUGUGACGAGGACCCCGAAAACCAGAGAUUGCGGAAGGAGCAUGAGAAAACCCUUAAGAAAUACCAAAGCCUCCUGGUCAAACAGGAGCAGCUGCUGCGAGUUGCGUUCUACCUGCUGUUGAAUCUGUCUGAGGACACCCGCACGGAGCUCAAGAUGAGGAACAAGAACAUUGUGCACCUGCUGGUCAAGUCUCUAGAGAGGGACAAUGAGGAGCUGCUGGUGCUGGUGGUCUCCUUCCUCAAAAAGCUCAGCAUCUUCUUGGAGAACAAGAAUGACAUGAUUUUUUUUCUCAUCUUUUCUGUAGGUGAUGACACACACAAGCACAUAGCGAUGCGUAUCCUCUACCACAUCAGCGUGGACGACAAAUCUAAAUCCAUGUUCGCGUAUACAGACUGCAUUCCUCAGCUCAUGCAAAUGGUCUUUGAACAUGGCGAAGAGAGAAUCGACACCGAGCUCAUUUCCUUCUGCAUCAACCUGGCUGCUAAUAAGACUAACGCUCAGAUUAUCUGUGAGGGUAAUGGAUUGAAGAUGCUGAUGAAAAGAGCACUCAAACUGAAGGACCCGCUGCUGAUGAAAAUGAUCAGGAACAUCUCACAGCACGAUGGACCUCUGAAACAGCUCUUCAUUGACUAUGUGGGUUAUCUGGCUGCUCAGAUCAAACAGGAGGGUGAUGAAGAGUUUGUUAUUGAGUGCUUGGGUACAAUGGCAAACCUCACCAUACCUGACCUGGACUGGGAGCUCCUGCUGAAAGAGUACAACCUGGUGCCCUACCUCAAAGACCACCUCAAACCCGGCUCAGCAGAGGAUGACCUGAUCCUGGAGGUGGUGAUCAUGAUCGGUACGGUGUCAAUGGACGACUCCUGUGCCGUCAUGCUGGCUAAGUCUGGCAUCAUUCCUGCUCUUAUUGAGCUGCUAAAUGCCCAACAGGAAGACGAUGAAUUUGUGUGUCAGAUCAUCUACGUUUUCUACCAGAUGGUCUUCCACCAGGCCACCAGAGAUGUCAUCAUUAAGGACACUCAGGCCCCAGCCUACCUCAUCGACCUUAUGCACGACAAAAAUGUGGAGAUCCGGCAGGUUUGUGACAACACUCUGGACAUUAUUGCCGAGUAUGAUGAAGAGUGGGGGAAGAAGAUCCAAAGUGAGAAGUUUCGCUGGCAUAACUCACAGUGGCUGGAGAUGGUGGAAAGCAGACAGAUGGAGGACGCCGAGCCAUACCUGUACGGAGACAACCCGGACGCCCUGGAGCAGCCCGAUCUCUUCUACAGCACUGACGGUAUGAUGGCCCCAGAGCCAGGCCUCAGUCCAGACUUCUACAGCCAGUUCCACUCUCAGAAUGGAGACUUCAACACCUGCAAUGGAGCCGACGGACGUCCUGCCACUGCCUACGGCUUUCGACCUGAUGAGCCUUUCUUCCACGGCUACGGCUCCACCAGAUAGAGCUGCUGCAUCUUACCGUUCACUACAAGACAACUUUUUUUCUCCUACAAAACUCAAACGUUUCAAACCAACCAAUCUCUUCCAGAAAAUGUGGGCCCACCCUUGGAUUUAAAGGCAGGAUUAAUAGCGAGACCCCAGUAAAAUGCUUGGUGAUGCUUCAUAAUAACUUUUAAUUAUUCAUUAAUAAAA